This is a messenger RNA of Octopus sinensis (East Asian common octopus), 1028 nucleotides long. RefSeq names its product 5-formyltetrahydrofolate cyclo-ligase. Gene Ontology annotation, cellular component: mitochondrion. The record is from RefSeq and is a predicted model, not a curated record. The transcript is spliced from 3 exons. Gene Ontology annotation, biological process: folic acid-containing compound biosynthetic process; tetrahydrofolate interconversion. The coding region runs from base 272 to 889 and encodes 205 amino acids. NCBI's taxonomy places the organism in Eukaryota, Metazoa, Mollusca, Cephalopoda, Octopoda, Octopodidae. Gene Ontology annotation, molecular function: 5-formyltetrahydrofolate cyclo-ligase activity.
CUUGCGCGGAUGCACGAGUGCGCGCACCGGGACCACUGUUCGCUUGUAGUACCCUACUUUCCUUCUCUUUCGCAUUCUCGGGCGAAAAGUAAGGAUUUAAAUCUUUAGGUUCUUCACUUUUCAUUGCAAACGAACUUAUAGAACCUUGCAAACGAACUUUUUAACUACAAACUAUAGACACAUAAACAUUUUCUGUUUAUUGUUUUUCACUCGCCUCAAAAACAAGGGAAGUCACUCGGUUUGCGUGGCAGCAGUUACUUCCCCUACAAUCAUGGCCACGAUACAAACAGCGAAAGCUGUGAUGAGAAAGAAAUGCAGACACACUCUGUCUUUAAUACCAGACGAAGACAAAAUCAAACAAUCAGAGAUCAUUUCGAGAAAGUUGAUGAAUCUACCAGAAUUUGAAGCCAGUAAACGAAUCUCAAUCUACCUGAGUACUUCUGAUGAGGUGCGGACAGAAUCAAUUAUGAAGAAAAUACUGGCUUCCAAUAAGACUUGUUUCAUUCCACAUUAUAGUGGCACAAGCAUGAAAAUGGUAGCACUAAAGUCUCUAGAAGAUUAUGAAAAUCUUCCAUUGACUAAUUGGAAUAUAAAGCAACCUAGUGAUGAUGAUGUUCGCACUGAUGCUCUAGAAACUGGUGGCUUAGACCUAAUUGUGAUGCCUGGGCUUGCAUUCUCCUUGGCUGGAGCUCGUCUUGGGCGAGGCAAAGGCUACUAUGAUGCCUACCUGAAAAAAUGCUAUGAAUAUGGUAACAAACCUAUUACAAUUGCUUUGUGUUUCCAUCAAAUGUUAUUUGAUAACAUCCCUGUUAUACCAGGUUCCGAUAUGUUUGUCAACAAGGUUAUUUACCCAGAUGAAGCAGAUCUCAUGGAGAGCAGAACUAGAUGAAAGCUUUGGCCCUUGUCCAUUCCACCUAGGUUUCACCUGUGAUUGAUAUGUGUGUAUGUAUGUGUGCGUGUGUGUGUGUAUAUAUAUAUAUAUAUAUAUAUAUAUAUAUAUAUAUAUAUAUGUAUAUAUGUAUAUACAU